AUGAUUCAGACUCUGUUCACCUCAAAGAGCAAGAGGGAUGAAAUCAAGGCGAAGAAAGCGGCAGAACUCGAGAGAUUGGAAGCUCGCAUGGCCCAGAAGUACCUUGCAGUCUUCGGAGUAGAAUAUGAACCUCCAACGGGAGCUUUGUCUUCAUACGAAACUUGGUGGAGCCAGCAAUAUCAAUGGUUAAGAGGUCAAGGAUACUUGCUUCGGCCACGCUAUGCUCCAGAAUGGGUUCCGUCUUGGGAGGGUUCCAAACGCAAUUCUUCUGAUUGUGAAGAUCGACAGAUCUUACGCUUUUGGAAAAUCAUGGAUGCAACACGCCUAUCUGACGGCUUGUAUGUUUGCCUCAAAGUAGUCAAGAAGUCGGUGUUUCCUUAUGAGGCAGACAUUGGACUAUAUUUCAUGUCGGACAAACUUGCGUCUGAUCCCAAGAACCACUGUGUUCCGUCUUUCGAGGUGUUGUCAGUUCCCGACGAAGACAAUAAACAGAUUAUCGUGAUGCCAUUGCUUCUCAAUUUCGUCAAGCUUCGAUUUGAUACGUUCGGCGAGGUGAUGGAAUGCCUCAGGCAACUUUUCGAAGGUUUUUUAUUCAUGCACAACCACCACGUUGCACACCGUGAUUGCACGUGGAUGAACAUUAUGAUGGAUACCAAAGACCUCUAUGCCGAACCAUAUCACCCUGUCAAGCCUCACAUGAAGCGGGACUAUAGCGGUUACGCGAGUCAUUACACCCGCACUCAGCGACCCUCCAAGUACUACAUCAUCGACUUCGGCUUGUCACGCCGAUUCGAUGCCAGUGAAGAAAAUCCGCUCGAGUAUCCUAUAAUCGGGGGUGAUAAGACGGUGCCAGAAUAUCAAAAAUAUCCGAAUACCCCGCUGGAUCCCUUCCCAACCGAUGUCUAUAAUCUCGGAAAUCUUAUCCGAGAACAGUUCCUAAAUACUAAAACGGGAUUUGAGUUCUUGAAAUCUCUCAUCGAUGAUAUGGUGCAAGAUGAUCCAAGUAAGAGACCUACAAUGGGGCAAGCGGUCGAACGAUUCGACUCGAUUCUACAAAACCUCAGCACAUGGAAACUGCGGUCUCGCGUGACUGCCAGGGAUGAAGGUUCUUUCGGGUAUAUGUAUCACGGGGCUGCUCAUUGGAGACGACGGAUAGGUUUUAUUGUCAAGCGCGUAUCGGCUAUACCCCGUCUUCCGCAAUGA
This is a messenger RNA of Suillus fuscotomentosus, 1203 nucleotides long. RefSeq names its product kinase-like domain-containing protein. The coding region runs from base 1 to 1203 and encodes 400 amino acids. Gene Ontology annotation, molecular function: ATP binding; protein kinase activity. Gene Ontology annotation, biological process: protein phosphorylation. The record is from RefSeq and is a predicted model, not a curated record. NCBI's taxonomy places the organism in Eukaryota, Fungi, Basidiomycota, Agaricomycetes, Boletales, Suillaceae. The transcript is spliced from 5 exons.